ACGCCUCCAUUCAAUCUCCAAACAACCCAAUUCAAUCUCUCAAGGGCGAGCCUCGGAGCAACCAGCACGGUUAAUCCUCUAUCUUCAGAAGGUCAUGUCUCCCAAGUCAACACAUCUUUGCACAAUGCUAUUCGAAGACUAUAUAAUAAGUUCGCUCUCACUACUCACAACACAAAGGGAGGAGAACAGAAAGCGAUGAGACCAUUGUAUAUAGCUUUAUAAAAUACAAAAGUGAGAAAAAAUGGGAGGCUGCUGCUGCUGUUCUUCAAACCGAGUAGAAUGGAACGAGCAAUCCCGAUUGCAUCAUUAUCCAGCAGUAUCAGAGGAACGACAGCCUUUCCCUACAGGGCUUUUAGUUGAUACAAAUCUGGAUACUAGUAUACCAGACACUUACAGGUACCCACCUGCACCUCUACCGUAUGAUGCAAAUGUUGGCAAUCCUCAAAGUCCACUUAACAGUCGAGAAGGCUCUGCCAAUAAGUGUGGUGCACAUGUGCAAGCAAAUAAUUCUGAUCCUGUCGGAGAAAUAAAGAUUAGUGGGGAAAAUGGUGCUCACGAAGCCAUGAAAUCCAAUGGCGAAGAGGGAACCAAAAUUGAACUUGUUGCACCAAAAGAAGUUGAUACCGAGCUUGAGAAUUCUGGCGAACUCAAGAAGUCAAGUGCACCUUUCGUAGCUCCAGAGGAGUGUCCCACCUGUCUUGAAGAAUAUGAUGAAGAAAAUCCAAAAAUAAUCACCAAAUGUGAACAUCAUUUUCACCUGUCAUGCAUUCUUGAAUGGAUGGAAAGAAGUGAUACUUGCCCCGUGUGCGAUCAGGAAAUGGAAGUCGAGUUCCCGUUUGAUGACUAGUCUGUUAUACGAAUACGAAAUACGAACUUGAAAGAAGUAAGCCGAAUGCACGAUGAAGCAUAUAGGAAUCAAAAUCUGACGUUCUUCUGGUGUGGGUUCUUCAGGAUCAUCAGCAUGCAUGAUUCUCGAAAUUGACAUUGUGAAUGUAUUCAUAUGUGAACUUUGUAGGGUUGUGGGUGUAUUCAUAUGUGAUUGAUGAAGUUAAAAAAUGGGAGGUUGUGGAGGGUCAUGAUGAUUGAUGUUACAGAUGGUGUUCUUUUUGUAGAGUUAGAGUCUUGACUUUGGCCUUUAUGCUAAUUAUAGAAACUUCGACAGAAUUGAUUCAUGUGUUGGAUCUCAAUUUGUAUAUUGUUGUCGUCUUUUGUAUGACAACAUAUAUCACAAAGGACGCGAAAAAUGGUUAUACAUCAAAUGAUUUGGAUUUCGGUGAGAACAU
Molecule: messenger RNA, 1283 nt
Organism: Cynara cardunculus var. scolymus (artichoke)
Lineage: Eukaryota; Viridiplantae; Streptophyta; Magnoliopsida; Asterales; Asteraceae
Product: probable E3 ubiquitin-protein ligase RHB1A
Exons: 6
Coding region: 242-847 (201 amino acids)
Molecular function (GO): ubiquitin-protein transferase activity
Source: RefSeq, a predicted model, not a curated record